This is a messenger RNA of Salvelinus namaycush (lake trout), 528 nucleotides long. Its product is annotated as sterile alpha motif domain-containing protein 10-like. The transcript is spliced from 5 exons. The record is from RefSeq and is a predicted model, not a curated record. NCBI's taxonomy places the organism in Eukaryota, Metazoa, Chordata, Actinopteri, Salmoniformes, Salmonidae. Gene Ontology annotation, molecular function: protein binding. Gene Ontology annotation, biological process: cell surface receptor protein tyrosine kinase signaling pathway. The coding region runs from base 1 to 528 and encodes 175 amino acids. Gene Ontology annotation, cellular component: cytoplasmic side of plasma membrane.
AUGGCUGUGGACGCGGCCUCCAGUUUCAGUUUCUGCCGGCCUGCUGUGGAAUAUAGAGCGCUGCCGGAGGACUUCAACCACCUGAGUCGACGGACGGGAGGGAACCUGACUUGGCAUGACGGGCGGGGUCAGAAAACAGCAGGGGGCCGGACAGUGAAGCUGCUCCAACAGCCUGGGACAGAGAAAUAUCAGCGCCGUUCAGGCGACUCCUAUGGAAUCUACCACACCAGCCCCACCCAGCCUAGUCUGAUCCGGCCUGUGGUGUUAUGGACUCAGCAGGACGUCUGCAGGUGGUUGAAGAAACACUGUCCUCACAACUACCUGACCUACGUAGAGGCCUUCUCUCAUCACGCCAUCACAGGCCGUGCUCUGUUGCGUCUGAAUGGAGAGAAGCUGGAGAGGAUGGGCUUGGUGCAAGAGACACUGAGGCAGGAGCUCCUACAGCAGGUGCUUCAACUGCAUAUGCAAGAGGAGAGACGAAACCUGCAGCUCCUUAGCAGAGGUGGCUCCUUUGGAAAUCUAUCGUAA